AUGGGGCCCCCGGGCAAUAGGGGAUCAUGGGGCCCCUGUGUCCUUGCCAAAACUCAAAAAAGCCUAUGAAAAAGUUUGACACCCCGGUCUAGAAGAAAACACAUGAGGAAUGGAAUUAGUAUUUACGUAUUGCUAAGUUCAGCUUUAAGAUAUGUGGCCUGGUAUCAGGGGCGGACUGACAAUUCAUGGGGCCCCCGGGCAAUAGGGGAUCAUGGGGCCCCUGUGUCUUUGCCCAAACUCAAAAAAGCCUAUGAAAAAGGUACCAGGGGUAUCUCAUGGGGCCCCCUACUGACCCCGGGCCCUCGGGCAGUGCCUGAGUUUCCAAAUGGUCAGUCCGCCCCUCCC
Molecule: messenger RNA, 345 nt
Organism: Staurois parvus
Lineage: Eukaryota; Metazoa; Chordata; Amphibia; Anura; Ranidae
Source: the annotation of a GenBank genome assembly